Messenger RNA from Capsella rubella, 628 nucleotides. RefSeq lists its product as uncharacterized. The record is from RefSeq and is a predicted model, not a curated record. The transcript is spliced from 2 exons. NCBI's taxonomy places the organism in Eukaryota, Viridiplantae, Streptophyta, Magnoliopsida, Brassicales, Brassicaceae. The coding region runs from base 100 to 366 and encodes 88 amino acids.
CUUCCAUUGGUCAAACCUGACGUAACGACUGUAUUUAUAUGCGUUAUUGGGUGAAAAAAGUAUCGACCUUUGACUUGACAACUUGCGUUAAGGAUAGAGAUGCGUAGAUCGACGAGUGGUUCUAGAGUUUCGGAUCAGUCUCCGGCGAAGACCCCGCCUCCGCCACGAUCUCAGAGUGUUACAGCUAUGGAAGAUGAUGAUGUAGAGCUGCUUUUGCCUCGGUACGACCCGAAUUCUCAAGCGGGGAAGAGAGAAAAAUCAAGAUUCAGAUCUGCAGAAAACGUCAUCCAUCUCAUUCCUCUCAUUCUUCUUCUGUGUGUCAUAAUCCUCUGGCUCUUCUCUCAUUCAGCAGCCUUAAGGAGUUGAGUUCAAGAAGCAAAAAUGUUGUCUUGUCUCCAUGGGAACUCAUUUCAGUUUUGAGGGAAGGAAACAACUGUUUUUUUACUGCCGGUGAUUUUGUGCCGCAACGCAAAGCCAUACGUAACUCUUGCAUUUUUUGGUUGAUGUUGUUUACACACACAUUACACAUUCAUAGAGAGAAUAGGCUAUCUCACCAAAUAGCCUAUUUUUGUUUGUUUUGAUUUAAAUGUAAAAAGUUUGGUAUGUAUCCACAAUUUCAAGUUUUCAA